Molecule: messenger RNA, 1323 nt
Organism: Microsporum canis CBS 113480
Lineage: Eukaryota; Fungi; Ascomycota; Eurotiomycetes; Onygenales; Arthrodermataceae
Product: universal stress protein family domain-containing protein
Exons: 3
Coding region: 1-1323 (440 amino acids)
Source: RefSeq, a predicted model, not a curated record
AUGGCUAGCUUGACGAGCUAUAUCUCCUACAAUCGUGGAGUUUCGUUUGAUACCUUCGACAACCGAGAUGCGACCGAAUAUUCGUUGACCUUAAAUUACAAACACAAGGAUUAUAGGAAUACGCGCCGCAGUCGGACAUUUCUCUGUGGCACAGACCAGAACGAUUAUUCCGAUUUUGCUCUGGAAUGGCUGAUCGAUGAGCUAGUUGACGAUGGAGAUGAGGUUGUGUGUUUACGGGUUGUAGACAAGGACUCCAAGAUUGCGAGUGACUCCGGCGUGGAAGAAGGUAGAUAUAGGCAGGAAGCAGAGAAGCUACUCUCACAGGUGAUUGCAAAGAAUAGGCAGGAUGAGAAGGCCAUUAGUUUGGUCAUGGAACUGGCAGUGGGUAAAGUUCAAGAGAUCAUUCAGCGGAUGAUUCAAAUAUAUGAGCCAGCAGUGCUUAUUGUGGGCACCCGAGGUCGUAGCCUUAAGGGGAUGCAGGGUCUACUCCCCGGCUCUGUAUCUAAAUACUGUCUGCAGCAAUCGCCCAUUCCCGUCAUCGUUGUUAGGCCUUCGAGUAAGCGGGAAAAGAAAAAGCAGAAACGACUAGCCGCUGACCCUGCUAGAAAGAGCUACAACCACUUUUUGAAGAUGAGUGAGGCUCGUGGAGGCUUGACUAUUGAUUCUUCGCCCAGUGGGAACAGUAGCACGUCUAAACUUCCGGGAGAAGAGGGAGAGACAGGUGAAGCUUCUACAGUAGCUCAUACUAUCAAAGCUUCUUCUACCAACGGAGAUACGGAGGAUCACGAUCACGAUUCUCAGUCCUCCGUACCGAAAGACGCUGGCGUUGAUAAUGAUGAUCCAACGGGAACUAGAAGUAACUCUACAGUCACCAACCCUGAAUCGCCAAGUACUGAACUUUCCGGAGGAGCUCUAAAGAGCCCGUCCUUGCCCGUCAUGGAGAGCCCUAACCUGAGUGCUAAUGAUGAUGAUGAGGACGAAGCCGAAGAGGAAGACGAGGAUGAUGCCGGUGAAGGUGAUGUUACCUAUACAGAUGCAAGUUCUCGGUUAACUGCUGCGACCUCGGUCACCGAUACCUGCACGGGUGACUUAGCGGAGGAAGAGGCGGCAUCAGCCACUCUGCCCAACACUAUGUUAGCUGCAGAAACAGAAACUGCAGAUCCCGCAGAGAAUGGUAAUCACAAUGCUGAAAAGGUCCCAGACGAUAGCAAUAUUCGCUUAUCCGGUAAUGAAGCUGUCGACACCUCGCAUCUCGGCUCUCCCAAAGACGCAACUGCUGCCACGUCUCCAGCCACUGUCGAACAGCCAGAUGAUAAAGCUUGA